AACAAUUUCCUGGUCUAUUUUGAAUGUAUAUGAAUAUGUUAAGGCUUAUUUAAAACCUUUAAUUGAUACAGGGUACAUGUAGAUAGUAAUGUUUAACAAUAAUGCCCAACAAAAGAAUAUCUUCAAAUGACGAGCUCAUUGAUUCAGUUGGACUGUACAUCCCCAGGCCAUUGCUUCUGCAUGGUUACAUCUUCCCUUUCAUAUUUUUGUACUCGGUUUGGGCGUGGUUCUGGAUUUUUGUAUAUGGCAUCUCAGACCACUUUGAGGCGGGCCUCAUCAUUUUCUCGGGCAUAGCUUGUGUGCAGAUCCUCACAUGCCUCUUCUGCCACUGGUCUGUGCAUGUGCGGUGCCUCCUCACAUGCCGCAAGGUUGAGGCUGCUGAGCAGGCCACGGUGGCCAAGGUGGUGCCGCUGCCCAACAACGGCUCGGCUGAGAUUGUGUCCCUCCGACGCACCUUGGACAGCACGGGGCACACAAGCCUGUGGUUUGUGUUCCAGAAGAGCAAGUACGUGUGGGAUGGUGGGGAGCGCAAGCAGUUUGUGGCCCUCCAGUACCCUGUGGACCUCCCCCUGCACCAGUACAUGAACAGCAAGGGCUUCACCUCCGAGGACCAGAUCAACGAGGCGCUGCUGCAGUAUGGCAAGAACAGGUCGUGUGCUCACACUGAUGACACCACUCACGCUGAUGACACCACUCACACCACUCACGCUGAUGGUGUGCAGGUAUUCUGCGUGGGGCUGUGGUGUCUGGACGAGUACUGGUACUACUCACUCUUCACGCUCUUCAUGCUGAUAGUGUUCGAGUGCACGCUGGUGCAGCAGCAGCUCCGCAACAUGCAAGAGAUACGCAAGAUGGGCAACAAACCGUCCAACAUUCAGGUACACAGGCUUGGCAAGUGGCGCAGCGUGCUGUCAACAGAGCUGUUGCCAGGUGACAUCGUGAGCGUAAGUCGUGGCACCGGCAGCGGCGCGUCGGCCGAGACCAUCGUACCCUGUGACCUGCUGCUGCUGCGCGGCCCUGCCGUGCUGGACGAGAGCAUGUUGACGGGGGAGAGCGUGCCGCAGAUGAAGGAGAGCAUCGAGGGCGUGGACCUGCAGCGUCCCCUGGACCUGACCAGCGACGGCAAACUGCACCUGCUGUACGGCGGCACUAAACUCGUGCAGCACGUGGCACCUGCCAAGACCCAGGCGCUGCUUAAAGCCCCCGACAACGGCGUGAUCUGCUACGUGUUGCGCACGAGCUUCGGUAGCUCGCAGGGGCGGCUGCUGCGCACGAUCCUGUACUCGGUGAGCCGCGUCACCGCCAACAACUUCGAGACAUUUGUCUUCAUCAUGUUUCUGCUGGUGUUCGCUGUUGCUGCUGCUGCUUAUGUCUGGGUCAAAGGUUGCGAGGACCCAGAUCGUAACCGCUACAAGCUGUUCCUGGAGUGCACGCUGAUCCUGACGUCAGUGGUGCCCCCCGAGCUGCCCAUCGAGUUGUCCCUGGCCGUGAACACGUCCCUCUUGUCUCUGGCCCGCCUCCUGGUUUACUGCACCGAACCCUUCAGGAUCCCCUUCGCCGGCAAGCUCCAGGUCUGCUGCUUCGACAAGACCGGCACGCUCACCAGCGACGACCUGGUGGUCGAGGGCAUAGCCGGGCUAGACGGCAGCAGCGACGUGAUAGCCAUCACUGACGCCCCCCUACACACCAUACAAGUGGCUGCAGUGUGUCACUCGCUGGUGUGUCUGGAGGACGGCGUCGUGGGCGACCCCAUGGAGAAAGCCGCCCUCGUCGCCCUAGACUGGACGCUCACUAAAGGUAACAGCGUGGGGCCCCGGAAGGCCAGGUCGGGGGGCCUGAAGAUCCUGACGAGGCACCACUUCUCGUCGCAGCUCAAGCGCAUGAGCGUCGUGGCCUCCUGGUGCCCCCCUGGGGCCGCCGACACCUGCUACAUCGCCGCGGUUAAGGGGGCGCCUGAGACCCUCAGAGACAUGGUGAGCCCUGAACCCUGCCCAGCCCUGAACCCUGCCCAGGUGCGGGAGCUGGGGCGCGGCAGGGUGGAGAGCGGUCUCACCUUCCAGGGCUUCAUGGUGAUCUCGUGUCCCUUGAAGCGGGACUCGCGGGACGUCAUCCGGGAACUGCAGGACUCGUCCCAUGCCACGGUGAUGAUCACAGGAGACAACCCCCUGACGGCGUGCCACGUCGCCAGGCAACUUCACAUCACGCGCCCUGACACUACGCAGCUCGUGCUAGAGCGCGUGGAUGUGGCGGCAGGAGGCGAGGAUGUGUGGAUGUGGCGCAGUAUUGACCACACCGUCACGCUGCCUAUAGACAUCGAGGAGAAGUUCUUCCGAGCUUACGACUUCUGCGUCACGGGCGAGGGCCUGACCCAGCUACGUGCUACGUGCCCGAAGCUGUGGCCGCGGCUGCUGCCGCACGUGCGCGUGUUUGCCCGCGUGGCGCCCAAGCAGAAGGAGGACGUCAUCACUUCCUACAAGAAUAUUGGUAUCACCACACUCAUGUGUGGUGACGGCACCAACGACGUCGGCGCUCUCAAGCACGCUCAUUGUGGUGUUGCCAUCCUCUCGAACGCCCCCGAUAGACCGCCUGCCAAGAAGGCGAAGCCAACAGAGCCAGCCUUGCCACCCGCCAUGUCGGAGAAGCUCGAGGCUGCCAAGAAGCUUGCCAAGAAAAUUGACAAGCGGGGACUUGCUCCUGCCAACGUGCCAAGCACCAGACUCACCCCCUACCAGCUGCAGCAGCAGAAGGCCAGCGAGCAGCUGCAGAAGCUGCUGCAGGAGCUGGACGAGGAGCAGCAGCAGAUGGUCAAACUGGGGGACGCGUCCAUCGCGGCGCCCUUCACCUCCAAGCUGUCCUCCAUACAGUGUGUGGUGCACAUCAUCAAGCAGGGCCGGUGCACCCUCGUCACCACCCUGCAGAUGUUCAAGAUCCUGGCCCUGAACGCCCUCAUCCUGGCGUACUCGCAGUCCGUCCUCUACCUCGACGGCAUCAAGUUCUCCGACUACCAGGCAACCCUGCAGGGCCUGCUGCUGGCUGCCUGCUUCCUCUUCAUAUCCCGCUCUAAGCCGUUGCGGACACUGAGCAGAGAGCGGCCGCUGGCUAACAUCUUCAACGUGUACACGGUGCUGACGGUGCUGCUGCAGUUCUGCGUGCACUUCACGUGCCUCUACGUGCUCGUGCACAGCGCCAAGGCAAUCGAGCCGAACACCAAGAAGCCUGACCUGGAGCAGAGCUUCGAGCCGUCGCUCCUGAAUAGCACCGUGUACAUCAUCUCCAUGACGCUCCAGAUCUCCACUUUCGCCAUCAACUACCGGGGGCGGCCCUUCAUGGAGAGCCUGCGGGAGAACAAGGCCCUGUUGGGGUCGCUGCUGGGGACGGGGGGCCUGGUCAUGGCCCUCGCCCUGGGCCUCAUCCCCGCCUUUGCUCAGCAGUUCGAGAUCGUCGACUUCCCCCCUGAGUUCCGGGUGCUGCUGGUGCAGGUGCUACUCGCUGACGUCAGCCUGAGCUUCCUGGCGGACCGCAUGUGUCUCUUCCUCUUUGGGGAGGGCAAACUGAGGGCGGACCUGCGGCGCUGACGUCAACCCCCACAUAGGGAGGGCUGACGGCGAUAGACGUACGCUUUUGCUGCAUCGUGUUCAUCAUUGACAUCAUCGUCAGGCCCCCGAUGAUGGCUUGGCGAUGAUAGGUUUAAUGUUCUUUGUGAUUCUGUACAAGUUAAGGCAAUGAAGGCCUGGAGAGCAUUUCUGUACAUUUCCAUAAGUUAAGCUUUGAUGUAUUCCCCCCUUCCUCCUUGGGGGUGUGAUUUCUUGUCCCUUGGAACGCGUCCCCCCUUGUUGGGGGUUGCCCCUCCUUGUCUCGUACAGAGACGAGGGUCGGAGUUCGAGGCUCCUGAGGUGGGUAAUUUUAAAUCUUAUACGUUUUUAAUACUACGAAACAUUGGUGUGUGUGUACUGGUGAGGAUACGGAGGACUUCUUUCUGCAACUGCGGACCCAAACUGCGGUCUCCAACUUCGGUCUCCAACGUCGGUCUCCAAUUUCAGCCCAUAACUUCGGCCCCUAACUUGGUCUCCAACUUCGGUCCCAACUUCAUUCCCCAACUUCAGUCCCCAGCUUCAGUCCUCGACUUCGGUCUCCAUCUUCGGUCCCAACUUCAUUCCCCAACUUUUGUCCCGCGUUGAGAGGUGGACAGCGCUGUGCUCGAGUUGUGUAAAUUAUUUCUGUCUCAUUUGUGUAUCGCGAUGUAUGGUAUGUCUAUGUUGUUGGGUGCGUGUAGCGUGAUGAUUGUAACGUACGUGGUGAGUGCACAGUGCAUGAUGCGUGCGACCAGCACUACAUUUCACUCGACGUUCGUCCACCAAGUUGUCCGCAUUUGGUAUCCGUGAGCUCGGUAAAUAAACUUACUUGUGCU
Molecule: messenger RNA, 4408 nt
Organism: Hyalella azteca
Lineage: Eukaryota; Metazoa; Arthropoda; Malacostraca; Amphipoda; Hyalellidae
Product: endoplasmic reticulum transmembrane helix translocase
Exons: 26
Coding region: 102-3575 (1157 amino acids)
Biological process (GO): intracellular calcium ion homeostasis
Cellular component (GO): endoplasmic reticulum membrane
Molecular function (GO): P-type ion transporter activity; ATP hydrolysis activity; ATP binding
Source: RefSeq, a predicted model, not a curated record